AAGCUCAUCAGUUACAACCAGCUCAACAGCAAGCUUAUAUCCAACAACAUCAGCAACAAGCAACAAUGAUGGCAACUGACGUCUCUGUCAGUGGUCAACCUUGUACUGUAGCUGCAUGCUCCUAUGCUACUCCCCAGUUUAUCACUCUGGCACCAGGAGCUCCAUUAAAAGUCAUGACUGUUGGUCCUAACGGUCAGUUGAUUCAAGCCACUGGUUUACCACAGUAUGCCGACUGCUUCUGUGGGAAUGGCUAUCAAUCAACCAACUUCUACUCUCCAACCUCAGUAAACAUCAAUUCAAGUUACUCAUCAACGCCGAGUAACAACACCCCAGCAACAACAACAUACUGACGGAGGUUCACUUUCAACCGUAUCAGCAGCAGCUACUGCUGCACUCUUCUCUGGCACAGCCAUUUCUUCUUGUACAAUUCCACUUGUACAACCAGCUUUCAUGGAAAUAGAGGUAACUGAAUGUUUACCCAAUUCAUUUCCAUACUACCUUAUUACUAUACUAUUAACUGUAUGUUAAGAUAUAAAUCUAUUCUGUAACUCUUUACAAUUACAACCUCAUUAUUAUUCUAAUAAUAAUUUUUCUGCUUUUAUUGUUACAUUUUGCACAACUUUCUAAACAUUUUGGUUCGUUUCGAAGCUGUUAACAUUUUUGCAUAUAUACAGUUAUAUUAUCAAACCUCAAAAACUUAAAAUCC
Messenger RNA from Trichobilharzia szidati, 706 nucleotides. The record is from the annotation of a GenBank genome assembly. NCBI's taxonomy places the organism in Eukaryota, Metazoa, Platyhelminthes, Trematoda, Strigeidida, Schistosomatidae.